UCAGCGACGAACACUGAGGCUUUUGACGUAAACACAGCUUGAAGUGAGUUAUAUUUAGUUUUGCUUUGUUUUGUUUGUUUUUUUCGUCAAUAGUCUGACUUUGGAAUACAUUAUUUAAGAGUGUUAUAUUAAGUGCAGACAAACUUGAGAUUGUCAUCAUGUUUCAUGGAAUACCUGCUUCAGGAGGGAUGGGAGGAGCUCCAGCCAAUAAGCCGGAAUUAUAUGAGGAAGUGAAGCUGUAUAAAAAUGCCAGGGAACGGGAAAAGUAUGACAACAUGGCUGAGCUGUUUGCUGUGGUGAAGACUCUCCAAGCCUUAGAGAAAGCGUACAUUAAGGACUGCGUGACUCCCAAUGAAUACACAGGCGCCUGCUCCAGAUUGCUUGUACAGUACAAGGCUGCUUUCAAACAGGUCCAGGCAUCAGAUGUUGGCUCAAUCGAUGACUUUUGUAGGAAAUACAGGCUCGACUGUCCACUAGCAAUGGAGAGAAUAAAAGAAGACCGCCCAAUUACCAUAAAGGAUGACAAGGGCAAUUUGAAUCGCUGCAUUGCGGACAUUGUAUCUCUCUUCAUCACCGUCAUGGACAAACUGAGGCUGGAGAUUCGAGCCAUGGAUGAGAUCCAGCCAGACCUUCGGGAGCUGAUGGAGACGAUGAACAGAAUGAGCAACAUGCCACCAGAUUCAGAGGCUAAAGACAAAGUCAAUCUUUGGCUGACUACGCUGAGCAGCAUGUCUGCCUCUGAUGAGCUGGAUGACUCACAAGUUCGCCAGAUGCUUUUUGACCUGGAGUCUGCCUACAAUGCCUUCAAUCGGUUCUUACACUCGUCCUAAACAGCACUCUUCCACUUGCAUAAAACUCGCUUUGUAACCAACCUGAGUUCCCUUUGCUCUUUCCUAUGAUACAGAACUCUGGUAUUUGGGAUUAUAGUGACUCCCUGAGAUCGAGCUUCGAUGUGGUGUGGAAUAUCUCUGUAUUGAUAUUACUGUUCACCUCUUCGUUUCAUACGUCUAACUUAUAUAGUAGAAUUUAACAAACAACUAUUUCUUUAUAGCCCUGUUUCAUAUCUUCUAGCUUCCUGCACCCUCUUGACAGAAGUCCUGUAUAUUCAUAUGUUUUCGAGAAUGCAACAGUGGUUAAUUAGGUCAUGCAAUAAAAACACAUGGGAAAUUUUUAUCAAUCACUAAAAAUCUGGAGUUAGAAUUAGAUUUUAAACGUGUUUAAAUUUACUUACCUUCUGUCCAGUUUUCCUUUUGCAAUGAUCAUAUUUUUGCAUUUUGCAGUAAAACAAUAAUCAUUUUGGUUUGCAUUAAUUAUAAUGUCUUUCAGAAGCUCAUAAUGUCAUUAAAUUGCUGUGUCUGUCAGUUUAUUAGGUACUAGAGUGAUAGUACCAGAAGGCAAUUCAGUGUAUACACUCAGAAAAAAGGGUACUAAACUGUACACUGUAUCUUUUGUAUCUUUAGUGUGUAUCUUUUACCUGCACAGGUGCAUGAAGUGUACCUUUAUUACUUUAAAAAACACAAUUAAAGGUAAAACUGUCAUCCUUAAGGUGCAACUAUAUUAUUUACGUAAUUCUUAAAGGUCCACUACAUUCACUUUACCAUAAAUACUGCAGGAACAAAAGAUGUACUCUAAAGGGGAACCACCCCAGGAACAGAGAAUGGUACAGUUAAGUACUCUUUUUCUCAGACUUUCUGAAACAUGUUCAUGUGUUUGUAGUACCUCAGCAUUUAGCUCUUUUGCAGAAAAAAGAAACGAGGGUUUAAAAUACUAGGUGAAGAAAAUAUUGUUUUAACUCUAAUGUAUUAUGUGAUUUGUUUUUGUGGUAACAAUUUAUUAUAAUUUUUUUGCUAAUAUUUGAUAAUUACACUUUGAAUUUCUGUAAACGAUGGGAUCAUGAUAUAUACAUGUUCAUUGCUGUUCUUUUUGGAGAAAUUGGUUUCACUGUACUGUAUGCGAAAUCAUAUUUAUUAAAGUACCACUGUUGGAAAAAAAGGUUUUGAAAUAAAGCAUGGACGUCUUUUAAAAAUAAAAUUACAUUAAACGUUA
Pangasianodon hypophthalmus (striped catfish) is the source of this 2046-nucleotide messenger RNA. RefSeq names its product VPS28 subunit of ESCRT-I (gene vps28). The coding region runs from base 159 to 830 and encodes 223 amino acids. NCBI's taxonomy places the organism in Eukaryota, Metazoa, Chordata, Actinopteri, Siluriformes, Pangasiidae. Gene Ontology annotation, biological process: protein transport to vacuole involved in ubiquitin-dependent protein catabolic process via the multivesicular body sorting pathway. The record is from RefSeq and is a predicted model, not a curated record. The transcript has 10 exons. Gene Ontology annotation, molecular function: protein-containing complex binding. Gene Ontology annotation, cellular component: ESCRT I complex.